Molecule: messenger RNA, 1281 nt
Organism: Schistocerca serialis cubense
Lineage: Eukaryota; Metazoa; Arthropoda; Insecta; Orthoptera; Acrididae
Product: collagen alpha-1(XXVII) chain B-like
Exons: 1
Coding region: 1-1281 (426 amino acids)
Source: RefSeq, a predicted model, not a curated record
AUGGGGGACCAACAGUGCGAAACUGUUUUAGGAGCAAUGGGGGACCAACAGUGCGAAACUGUUUUAGGAGCAACGGGGUACCAACAGUGCGAGACUGUUUUAGGAGCUACGGGGGACCAACAGUGCGAAACUGUUUUAGGAGCAAUGGGGGACCAACAGUGCGAAACUGUUUUAGGAGCAAUGGGGGACCAACAGUGUGAAACUGUUUUAGGAGCAACGGGGUACCAACAGUGCGAAACUGUUUUAGGAGCAAUGGGGGACCAACAGUGCGAAACUGUUUUAGGAGCAAUGGGGGACCAACAGUGCGAAACUGUUUUAGGAGCAACGGGGUACCAACAGUGCGAGACUGUUUUAGGAGCCACGGGGGACCAACAGUGCGAAACUGUUUUAGGAGCAAUGGGGGACCAACAGUGCGAAACUGUUUUAGGAGCAAUGGGGGACCAACAGUGUGAAACUGUUUUAGGAGCAACGGGGUACCAACAGUGCGAAACUGUUUUAGGAGCAAUGGGGGACCAACAGUGCGAAACUGUUUUAGGAGCAAUGGGGGACCAACAGUGCGAAACUGUUUUAGGAGCAAUGGGGGACCAACAGUAUGAAACUGUUUUAGGAGCAAUGGGGGACCAACAGUGCGAAACUGUUUUAGGAGCAAAGGGGUACCAACAGUGCGAAACUGUUUUAGGAGCAAUGGGGGACCAACAGUGCGAAACUGUUUUAGGAGCAAUGGGGGACCAACAGUGCGAAACUGUUUUAGGAGCAAUGGGGGACCAACAGUGCGAAACUGUUUUAGGAGCCACGGGGGACCAACAGUGCGAAACUGUUUUAGGAGCAUUGGGGGACCAACAGUGUGAAACUGUUUUAGGAGCAACGGGGUACCAACAGUGCGAAACUGUUUUAGGAGCAAUAGGGGAUCAAAAGUGUGAAACUGUUUUAGGAGCAAUGGGGGACCAACAGUGCGAAACUUUUUUAGGAGCAAUGGGGGACCAACAGUAUGAAACUGUUUUAGGAGCAAUGAGGGACCAACAGUGCGAAACUGUUUUAGGAGCAAAGGGGUACCAACAGUGCAAAACUGUUUUAGGAGCAAUGGGGGACCAACAGUGCGAAUCUGUUUUAGGAGCAAUGGGGGACCAACAGUGCGAAACUGUUUUAGGAGCAAUGGGGUACCAACAGUACGAAACUGUUUUAGGAGCCACGGGGGACCAACAGUGCGAAACUGUUUUAGGAGCAAUGGGGGACCAACAGUGUGAAACUGUUUUAGGAGCAACGGGGUACCAACAGUGCUAA